This is a messenger RNA of Arvicola amphibius (Eurasian water vole), 1357 nucleotides long. It is a transcript of the gene Tigar, whose product is annotated as TP53 induced glycolysis regulatory phosphatase. The transcript has 6 exons. Bases 96 to 902 code for a protein of 268 amino acids. Gene Ontology annotation, cellular component: cytosol. Gene Ontology annotation, molecular function: fructose-2,6-bisphosphate 2-phosphatase activity. Gene Ontology annotation, biological process: negative regulation of glycolytic process; regulation of pentose-phosphate shunt; positive regulation of DNA repair. The record is from RefSeq and is a predicted model, not a curated record. Lineage: Eukaryota; Metazoa; Chordata; Mammalia; Rodentia; Cricetidae.
CGGAAGUAGUGCGGGCAAGGUGGCCCCGCAGUGCCGGCGCAGAGCGGUACGGAGAAGCCGUGUUGUGUCACCUGCGUCUUGGGACCCCAGCCGAGAUGCCGCGCUUCGCCUUGACCAUCAUCCGCCAUGGUGAAACAAGACUUAAUAAGGAGAAAAUCAUUCAAGGACAAGGAGUAGAUGAGCCCCUUUCUGAGACUGGGUUUAAGCAAGCAGCUGCUGCUGGUCGAUUUCUGAACAAUGUGCAGUUUACACACGCUUUCUCCAGUGAUCUCACGAGGACUAAGCAGACCAUAUGUGGCAUUUUGGAGAAAAGCAAAUUUUGCAAAGACAUGGCGGUGAAGUAUGACUCCAGACUUCGGGAAAGGAAGUAUGGGGUCGUAGAAGGCAAGCCACUGAGCGAGAUGAGAGCCAUGGCCAAAGCCGCUGGGGAAGAGUGUCCCAUGUUCGCUCCGCCGGGAGGAGAGACACUGGAGCAGGUGAAAAUACGUGCAAAGAAUUUCUUCGAUUUCCUUUGCCAGUAUGUCUUGGACGGGACAGGUCAGAGAGAAAACUUCUUCCCCAGAGCUGCAGGCAGCUGUCUGGAGAGCAGUUUGGCGGAGGUGUUCCCUGUGGGGAAACGGGACAGUUUAGAGUUGCAUCCUGAUGGUGGCGCCCCGGGCUUAGCAGCCAGCGUCUUGGUUGUGAGCCAUGGAGCUUACAUGAGAAGCCUCUUUGGUUACCUCAUAAGUGACCUCAAAUGCUCCUUGCCAGCAACACUAGGCAAAGUUGAACUCUCGUCGGUUACUCCCAACACUGGGAUGAGUGUCUUUCUCAUAGACUGCGAGGAAGGACGCGAACCAGCAAUUCAAUGUAUCUGCAUGAACUCCCAGGAGCAUCUAAACGGAGUGACCGGAAAAUGCUAAGUUUAAAGCCCUUACACUCAGAAGCCUCUAAAGGGAGUGCCUUGGCCGGUUGCUUUUGUGUCCUCUGCUCCUGCUGUUUUAGAAGCAGUUAAGAAUUUGUGUGAUAAAGCCCCACUGGGGUCCUGGUUUUUCUGAGUACACUGAGUUUUCUGCAGUGACUUCGCCACUCUUCCGUAUGGACAUUCAGCACUGCACAGUAGGGACUACGAUCCCUCCUUCUACAUCCUUCAUUUCAUUGACCCUUUUGAUGUCUGGAUGAUGGUAUUGCCUUUUCGAGAUGAUUGUAUGUGUUUUCACUAGCUUAUCAAGUGCUUUCAAGAGAGAAUGGUUUGUAUAAUUCACUGCAUAUCUGCAGUGAUUGUGUUACAGUGCAAAGCCCUUUAAACUGAAACUAUUUACUGUCUUAAGUAUGUGUAAUGUAAAAUGAGAAAACACUAAAGCAUCUUUCAUAGAAA